AACUAAAUAGAAAACUUUUUUUUCUCCUCUUUCCACCCUCUAUUCCUCUUAACCUAAAUAUAUUGAAAAACCGUUCCUUGUUAACAAAACCGAUCCAAUCCAGUAAUCAUGGAUUGGAUUGGAUCGGAUCCAUACAAAAUCCUAUCCCAUCUUGCUAGUAGAGAAGAAGCUGAGGAUGAAGGGCACAUCAUGCCUACUUGCAAAUCUGCUCAUCAAGUGAGCAUGAAAUGCUUCAAUUGGUGGGGAUACGUGGCUGUACUUCCAAAUGUAGUUCAAGAGACAAGGACAGGUGGCUUUGUGAGGUUCUUUAAUGCAAAGAUAAGGACAGUGUGGGUCUCGUUAUUAUUGUCAUCUCAUGGUCACUUUGAAUUGCAUGGAACAAUCUAAGUUUCAGAGCAACAAUGGCAUCAAUGAAAAGCACGUUUUAAGUCGUUCAAAUUAGAAUAUUUUUGUGGUUAAAGAAAGGCAAAGGGAUGUACAUUUUCUCUACAUGAUGGGUAAUACCUUAAAAGUGUAAUAAUGCAAUGGGCUAAUACAGGGUGUUGCAAUGUUCAAAUGUAGCUCUUAAGGCACAAUGUCACGCCCAAAAACCGGAAGCAAAACAGACACUGUACACUUGUGAGAAGAUCCCACAAAUGCACAAGGCUCGAAAGUUACUAAAUUCAUAACCAAAAAUCCACUAAAUUAAUUUAUAAAAUCUCAAAAUAAAAUCUAACUUGCAAAAGCAUGAUCUAUAUCUAAAAAUCUAUAUCCAAUUACAAGUGGCUAGCCUUCUAGCUCAUCACUCCCCUUAGUUUCCCGUGUCUCAAGUCUCACUAGCUGAAAUGGUGGACAAGGAAAAAGCUAUGUGAGACAACUUAGUAAAUAAAAAUAUAAAUAACCCUCACUAAAAUUU
Molecule: messenger RNA, 895 nt
Organism: Rubroshorea leprosula
Lineage: Eukaryota; Viridiplantae; Streptophyta; Magnoliopsida; Malvales; Dipterocarpaceae
Source: the annotation of a GenBank genome assembly